This is a messenger RNA of Camellia sinensis, 849 nucleotides long. The record is from RefSeq and is a predicted model, not a curated record. NCBI's taxonomy places the organism in Eukaryota, Viridiplantae, Streptophyta, Magnoliopsida, Ericales, Theaceae.
AUGCCACAAGCUACAGCAAAUUGGAGUGCAACAGUUGGUAACCGAUUGAUAUUCGAACAUCAACAACUACAUAAUGAGGCACAACAGACAGAUGUGCAAAUUACUAUUGAUCGCCUCAAUAAUGGACAACGAACUGCUUAUAACGCAAUCACUUCUUCAGUCUUUGAAAGUAAAGGGAGUAUUUUCUUUUUGAAUGGCGGUGCCGGAACGGGGAAAACAUUUUUGUACAAUACGAUUGCAUUAAAAUGUCGUAGCCUUGGCUAUAUUGUUGUUACCGUGGCUUCAUCUGGAAUUGCAUCAUUGCUAUUAGUAGGAGGUCGCACUGCACAUUCAACAUUUUCCAUUCCAUUGGAUGUCUUGGAAAAUUCAAUUUGUACAUCAACUCCAUCAUUCUUAACGGAGCGUACAAUUCUUUCUGCACGAAAUGAUGAUGUCAGUGCUAUCAAUAUUUUUCCAGGGAAUAUAUAUACGUAUCUUGCUGCAGAUAAGAUGGCUGAAGAUGAUGAAAUUGAUCCUUCUAUUACAAACAGAUAUCCUAAUGAGUUUUUAAAUUCAUUGGAUCCUCCUGGCCUACCAGUUUUUAAGAUAGAGUUGAAAGUGGGUUGUCCUAUAAUGUUAUUAAGAAACAUUGCACCGAAAGAUGGACUGUGUAAUGGCACAAGAUUGAUGGCAUCAAGGUGCGACACUCGCAUAAUUGAAGCUCGAAUCUUAACUGGAGAGAAGUUUGGCAAUUUGGCAUUUAUACCAAGGAUAUCAUUGACUCCGUCUUCUGCAGAAAUACCUUUCCGAAUGACAAGACGUCAAUUUCCAAUUCGAUUGGCAUACGCUUUGACUAUUAACAAAUCUUAA